This is a messenger RNA of Mauremys mutica (yellowpond turtle), 5703 nucleotides long. It is a transcript of the gene DPY19L3, whose product is annotated as dpy-19 like C-mannosyltransferase 3. NCBI's taxonomy places the organism in Eukaryota, Metazoa, Chordata, Testudines, Geoemydidae. Bases 128 to 2296 code for a protein of 722 amino acids. Gene Ontology annotation, cellular component: nuclear inner membrane. The transcript is spliced from 19 exons. The record is from RefSeq and is a predicted model, not a curated record. Gene Ontology annotation, molecular function: mannosyltransferase activity.
CGGGGGUCUAAGGCGGCUCCGCGCAGGCAGCGCAGGGUGACCACGGCAGCGAGCCGCCGCCCAGCCAGAGCUACACCCGGUGCUCCCGCUCGGCAGCGUCGGCAGGAGUGAGACUGAAGAAUAAUGUAUGAAAGUUAUUGACAUCAUGACAACCAUCCGACACAGAAAGGGAAUAAAAGUCACAGAAGUUGCUGAAGAUCAUCUGACACAAGAGAAAAAUGUGAAGCCUGAUGGAAGAGUUCGAUCUGUUUACACAGGUGGAAAGCUAUGGAAGAGACUUUCACUUACAGUUGGUGGAACUGUUGCCAUAUCUCUUGGACUUCUUACUUCUGUUUAUGUUGCUACUCUACAUGAAAAUGACCUGUGGUUUUCCAAUAUUAAGGAAGUAGAACGGGAAAUUUCAUUCAGGACUGAAUGUGGAUUGUAUUACUCCUACUACAAAGAGAUGCUGCAGGCUACAUCCAUCCAACAAGGUUUACAUGACUUAAUAUAUGACAAUAAAACUGAAUCUCUGAGGACAAUUAACAUACUUGAAAGGAUGAAUGUUUACCAGGAGGUGUUUCUCAGCAUACUGUAUAGGAUUCUUCCCAUUCAGAAGUAUUUAGAGCCUGUUUAUUUUUAUAUCUACACUUUAUUUGGACUUCAGGCACUUUAUGUCAUUGCUCUGUAUGUAACCAGCUGGCUUCUUAGUGGAACAUGGCUUUCAGGUUUGUUAGCAGCUUUCUGGUAUAUUACAAACAGAAUAGAUACCACAAGAGUAGAAUUCACCAUUCCAUUAAGAGAGAACUGGGCACUGCCAUUCUUUGCAGUUCAGAUAGCAGCAAUCACAUACCUAUUCAGAUCUCAUUUACAGCCUCUUCAUGAAAAACUGACACUUCUGGCAGUGUUUAUAUCAACCUUUCUCUUUAGCUUGACUUGGCAAUUCAAUCAGUUUAUGAUGCUGAUGCAAGCAUUAGUAUUAUUCAUAUUGGACUGUCUUGACAUGCUUCCUACAACAAAGGUUACAUGGCUCUACAUUAUACAAUUAACAGGCAUACUACUGGUCUGUGUUCUACAGUUCUUUAAUUCCAUGAUUCUUGGAUCCCUACUUAUAAGUUUUAAUGUGUCAGUCUUGCUAGCAAGAACAGUUCAGAAAAACAUGAAAAUGGGAUGCUUGCUAAAUAGACUUGUGAAACUUUUCUUCCAUGUACUCAUGGUGUUAUGUUUGACACUUCUAGUUAAUAACUUUAUUAAGAAAAUUCUUAAUCUUGAGUCAGAUGAACAUAUAUUUAAAUUCCUGAAAGCAAAAUUUGGAUUUGGAGCAACAAGAGAUUUCGAUGCUAACCUGUACCUCUGUGAAGAAGCAUUUGGUCUGCUGCCAUUUAAUACUUUUGCAAGACUCUCAGAUACAUUACUUUUUUAUGCCUACCUAUUUGUUCUCUUGCUUAUGGCAAUAGCAGCUGCUGUUGUUGCUUUUCAGAAUCUCAGUGGUUCAGCUAAUGUCCAAUCCAUGGAUAAAAUGGAAAUUUCCACAAUAGUACUGAAGCCUGGAGCUACCUACAACUUAAUGCACACAAUUCUGUUUGGAUGCCUGGCUUUAAGCACAAUGAGAAUGAAGUACCUUUGGACUUCCCAUAUGUGUGUAUUUGCCUCUUUUGGUUUGUGCAGUACUGAAGUUUGGGGAUUUGUCCUGAAAUCUGUUCGUCUCUACACACCACAGAGGCUAUGUGUCAUUAGGUAUUUGGUACCAAUAAUCAUAUUGCUGUACCUUUCCUGUAAGUUCUGUCCAGGAAUGGUGGAUGAGCUGUCAGAGCUGAGAGAAUUCUAUGAUCCAGACACAGUGGAGCUGAUGAACUGGAUUAAGUCAAACACUCCUAAGAAAGCAGUGAUUGCUGGGAGCAUGCAGCUAUUAGCAGGAGUCAAACUGUGCACUGGAAGGAUCUUAACUAAUCACCCACAUUAUGAAGACAAGAGUCUAAGGGAGAGAACAAAACAAGUUUAUCAGGUAUAUGCAAAAAGAUCUCCUGAAGAUGUCUACAGCAUACUGAGAUCCUUUGGAACAAACUAUGUAAUCUUAGAGGACAGCAUAUGUUAUGAAAGAAGGCAUAGCAGAGGCUGUCGGUUACGAGAUCUGCUCGAUAUAGCUAAUGGUCAUGUCAUGGAUGGUCUAGGAGAGAAUGAACCUGAUCUGAAAGCUUCACUGUAUCCUCGCUUCUGUGAGGAAAUUAAAAAAAACUUGUCUUCUUAUUCUAUGUACUUCACUAGAGUGUUCCAGAACAAAACAUUCCAUGUUUACAAGCUUGCUAAACAUAAAUAGCGUAUAUUCCCAACAGUGGUUUUAAAUUCAGUAUGUUAUUGCUAGGACGACAGUGGGAAAUGCUGAAGAAGUUUACAAAAUGUUACUUUUUUAGGCAUUUUAGAUUGUGUUUCUUGUUUAAUGACUGUGAUUCUUCAGUUAGUUUGACAGUUUAAUUUUUAUAACAUUCUUGACAUUGACAGGGAAUUUUCCAUUUUUAGCUGACUGAAAAACAUGUGCAGAAUAGGCAGUCUGCAUCAACGCUGCAGAAUGACUAAUUUAUACAAUUCUGCUCAGGGGUUUGAAUAUUUUACUGUACCAUGAACGUGAUAGAAGUAAGCUGAGUCUAGGCCUUGUUACUUCAUAACUAAAUAUGUGUUAGCUGUGGUCUUUGAAGACAUUAAAACAGUAAAAACUUUGGUUUCAAUCCUAGAAGCUCAUCCUCGCAGGCAAACUUCUCUACCCAUGCAGAGCCUGUUUUGUCUUCAGUGAGACUCUCUUGGACCCUUAGGCCCACAUAGUUUGGAUCUGAUGGCAGGAUCGAAGCCUUUGAUAGUGAAAACACAUUGGAGACUAGAGUAACCUCCAUGUUGUCAAACACUUUUUAAUUAUUCAGAUGUGUGCUGUUGCUUGUUUUUAUGCUGUUUUAACACCAUGAUAGAUCUUAGUGUAUUUCUUUUGAGACUUUAAGGUUGGAGCAUGUUUGAUACAUGUAGCACUUUGGUAUCCUCUACUAAAGGCAAUUUAAAAUGCUCAGAACAAGUAUAACAAAUGAAAUACAAAAUCUUUCAUGAUCCUUAUAAUACUCCUCCUUUGCUAUAUUCUGCUUUCCCUCUGUUAAUGCCACAUAGAACCAAGAGUAGAAUAUCAAAGUUGAACACUGCAAUGGAGAUGAGGGGAGCAUAUUGCCCUAAAAAUGGCAGUGAAAUUGUAUGCUCACAAUGGAGUUCUUUGCGUUAGGGUAUUUGAAGUCCCCAUAAAACAUUUUUAAAACAAAACACUGUCACUGUUUCCCUCCUUCUCACCCUUAGUCAGUCAUUUAUUUUGGACUGAUUUUGAAGAUGAUGUUCUAUCUUUAAACUUUUGUAAACUUUGUGUUUUGUUUGUAGUCUUUAUAUUUUUUCCAGGCUAGAAUUUUGUGAAUUCUAUGGAGUUUUUAAAUACCAUGUAUAAAAGAAGUCACUGUUACAGUACUUUAGUGCUAACUUAUUGUUUUUAUACUAAUUAGAAACUAGGUCUGCUUGAAAGCCUAACAGCACUCUCCCACUUUAACUAGGCACCUGCUAUCCUUAUUUGUUUCUUGUGAAAAGCAGAACAGGUAAUAAUCAAGUGCCUCUAGGUCAGUGCUGAAUUAACAUUUAAACAUGUAUAGGAGUAUAUGUGGCCUGCUCAAAUAAUUCAUUUAUGAUAAUUACUGUUGCAGUUAAUUUCUAAUGAUGAGAAACUUAAAAGUGCUACUGAUAGCAGACUCCACAGUUAAUCUAAUCAAGAUGUGUAAUGAAAUUAACUUUCACAACUGAGCUGUAUUCCAAUUCCAAAUGAUUUAAAUGUUUUCCAUUUGUAGUUGUACUAAGCUAAAUUACUGCAGGGAUAGAGAUGGUUAUGUCACAUGCUCAAACAAUUUUAUAUUCAGUAAAUACUCAUUAAGCAGCAUUCAACAUCUUUCUGAACUUUCAUGCUAACACAAAAGGAAAGUGUGCUUUAAUCAAACUGUAUUUAAAUCAAACAUUGAUGGUAGCUAGGUUGUUAAACCAGGCAACUGGAACUCCUGAAUAAUUUCUGUCCUGUAUUCCUUAAUGAGGUUGGAGACCACUGCAGUUUAACAUAAUACAAUAAUAAAACAUUUUAAUCAGUAUUAAAACUUUAAUUAAGCCCGUAAUGAUGCAUACCUGUUCUUGCUGACAGUAUUGGUCAGUAAAUUCCUCAAUGAGUGCCUUACAAUAAUUGAAAACAAGCACAUGUAAGGUAUAGUAUGUUUAGACUAUGUUGUCUUAUUUUAAAAUGCAGUGUGGUCUUCUUUUAAGGUGCAGUUACUUUGCUCUAAUUAUAUUUAAAUAUUCCAACAUACAUCAGUCUUUUGAUUUUGAGAGUCUUGCUGAUAGGUAUAGUACUAUUGAGAAUAAAAAAUUGUGACUAACAUUAAUUAUUUUAAAUAGAUUGACAUUUGUUAUAAUUUUAAUAUAGAUUGUAUUUAAUGUUGCCAAAACAGAGCUGAAGCCUUUUGCAGAAACUAUAUGAAGUACCAAAAAAAAGAAAAAUUUACAAGGUAGAGCCCAAGAUAGCUUUGUUCUUUGCAGAUUAUAAGAAACAUACUUCUUGUUAUCACAUCAUCAGCAUAGGGCAGUAUUGUUUAUAGAAUACAAAUUCCCCAAAGGCAUCAUAAACAUUUGAAGUGUUAGCUGCAAAAUAUUUAGUUCCUGAAGUCAGCAGUUGUUAAGGUCUAAAUGGUUUGAAAGGUGUGUGUCAUUUUAAACAUUCAAACUUUUCUAGGCCCUGAAAGAAUUAAUUCUAGAUGGAAAGGUAUAUUUAAAUAGCUAAGUGAUACUCUAUUUGUGCUAUCUCCUUAGAACAGAAAGUAAGGGAAAGCCAGGAGAAAAUACAAUAGGAGCAAAACACUUACCAGCUGGAAGGAAAAGAGAUACAACUAGCAGCACUAUAGGUAACCAUUUUAGUACUGCAGCUUACUGCCUUUCCCAAAUUUAAAGGACUAAUUACUAGAGGAGAGCAUGCUGGGAAAGGGUGAUCCCAAACUGGACAGUUCAUUGGUGACCAGGCAGCUAACAGACAACACUCCAGUCGUGGUUGAUGGUAGGAAAAAACGUUAAAUUUCCUGUUCUCUGGGAGCCAGGAUUAGGGUGUAAGAAUCCCUGAGGCUUUCCUAUCUCAAGUCUGGUGUUUUAUGUAUUUGUAAUAAUUAUGUCCUCCUUUUUUGGUGGUUUGCUAUGAUAUAUGUUCAUGCAUUAAAAUAUGGAUUCCUUUUUGACAACAACCUCUGCCUCUGAUUGAAAUUCAUCACCCCAGUACAUCUUCACAAUUCCAAAUGGCUAUCAUGGCAUUUCUCAUUAUUUAUGCUAAAUCAGAUGCACCUCCAUUUGCUAUAAAAACUGUUGUGCAUUUAGGGAGAUCUAUAGAUUACUAACUCAGUGACUCCUUGAAUAUAUUGCAUACUGUUCGUGACCAUAGUAAGGACAUUUGAACAGAUACAGUUUUUGCCAUAGUGCAUAAUUUGUAAGUGCAGAGAAAUCUUUAGAUCACAGAGCUGAAACAUCAUCAGAUAAGGGAUAUUUUUUUUUAGGUGAGAAAAGCCGUUGGGGUUCAGAAGUACAUUGCCCUUUCUGAUUUGAAUAUUCUGUUGGUGAGAUCUCCUAUAUAAUUUUUAUAAUAUGUUGUACUGAGAUGUUAUGAAUAUUGUAUACUUAAUAAAGUUU